AUGGAUCCAUCAAUGCUCGUCACAAGGUCAUUACUCAAUCAAUUCCAGGUCGAAAUGGAGCCAAGACAAAGCCAGCCAACCGAUUAUGGCCGUUUUGUAAUUCAUGUUGUAAAGCGCAUGACACAACAGUCGAGCGCUAUCGACCAAGCCAUGUUACGUCGGGCGAUCGGGCUCGCAUCAUCAUACCUUGUGACAGAUACAAGUACCAAUGCCGAACAUGGCAUCCAGACGUGGUGUACUGGAUUCCAUCGCCUUGUCGAUAUUAUGGUUGUGUUACAUUCCAGAGGGGAGCUGGAACUUGAGACAGUCAACGAGGCGUCGAAAGCGUGUUCUGAAUGUUGGAGUGUGGCCGGAACUUGGCGGGGAAUGGAGGAUUGUCGUCAGGGUGUGAAGGAGGUUGCUGCUAAGCUUAAAAAGUUGCUUGAUGAGCCUCACAGAAGAACGUAUAAAGGAUCCAAAGUGUAUACCCCAAGCAGUAGUUGA
Molecule: messenger RNA, 483 nt
Organism: Suillus subaureus
Lineage: Eukaryota; Fungi; Basidiomycota; Agaricomycetes; Boletales; Suillaceae
Exons: 2
Coding region: 1-483 (160 amino acids)
Source: RefSeq, a predicted model, not a curated record